This is a messenger RNA of Erigeron canadensis, 2221 nucleotides long. RefSeq lists its product as uncharacterized. Gene Ontology annotation, molecular function: protein binding. The record is from RefSeq and is a predicted model, not a curated record. NCBI's taxonomy places the organism in Eukaryota, Viridiplantae, Streptophyta, Magnoliopsida, Asterales, Asteraceae. The transcript is spliced from 10 exons. Bases 292 to 2094 code for a protein of 600 amino acids. Gene Ontology annotation, cellular component: cytoplasm.
GUCAAAGUUCAACGCCGGAAUAGUCGAGUCCUGAGUUGAAUAUAGCGGAAAUUUCUAUCACCUUCCUUGAUUCGUAACGUCGAAUUUAUUGACUGCGACACACCCAUAUUUUUUCCUUCUUUUUGCCAUUUCGAUGAUUUUCAAUCACACGGAAUCAUUUACAAUUCUCAUCAUCUCCCAUAUAUAAAUCUCUAAAUUUUUAUCUUACAUUUUUCACUUUCUUUUUACUACGGAGUACUUUAUAAGUAGCUUUUGUUGUAUAUAUAUAUAUAUAAAUAUUUUACAUAAGAAAUGAAAUCUUCAUUUGAGAAAUUUGGACGGAAAUUAACGAUGCAUAGCAAAGAGAAAAAAGAUCAUCAGCCUUCUAAUCAUUUAGACGAGCUUCUCCAAGCUUCUAAGGAUAUGCAAGAUAUUAGAAACUCUUAUGAUGGAUUAAUAUCUGCUGCUGCCGCUAUGACUAAUAGUGUAUACGAAUUUUCGGAGUCGCUAAAGGAAAUGGGGACCUGUUUGGUGGGCAAAGCGAUAACCGAUGCUGAUGGUGAAAGCGGAAGAGUGUUAUCAACUUUAGGAAAUAUACAGUCAGAACUUCAAAAAAUAGCUGAUAGUUAUCGUUCUUACGUCAUCGUCACAAUUACACAUCCAACCGAGUCUCUGCUCUCUGAGUUGCGGAAAGUGGAGGAAAUGAAACUUCAAUGUGAUGAAAAGAGAGAGGUGUAUGAAUACAUGAUGUCACAACACAAAGAGAAGGGGAAGUCAAGAAGUGGAAAGGUUGAAACCUCAGUUGCACAGAAGGUACAAGAAGCUCAAGAUGAGUAUAACGAAGUGGCUCGGCUAUGUGCAUUCCGUGUAAAAUCGCUUAAGGAGGGACAAUGCCGUAGUCUUUUGACACAGGCUACUCGUCAUCAUGUUGCACAGUUGGAUUUUUUCCGCAAGGGAUUUAAGGCUCUUGAAGCAGUCGACCCUAUUAUAAGAAUUGUAGCAGAGAAGCAUCGAAUUGAGUACAAACUCAGUGGACUUAACAAUGGGAGUGCUGGUGAAUCUGAAACUGGGAACACUUAUGAGAGGUUCGAUGAUGGGGAGUUGAGUUUUGACUAUAGACAAAAGAAGCCAGGGAUUGAUAAUGUUGCCACAUCAUCGUAUCCAAUGGAGUUAGAUCAGCCAGAUAUAUCACAUCUCCAAGUUCCAACAUUAGAAGAUCGAGAGGUAACUCAUUAUAAACAUCAAGGGGAGCAGCCUUUCGCUAGGCAAAAUAGGGUGAGCAGUUAUUCUGCCCCGUUAUUCCCAGAGAAGGUAGAUUCAUCCGAAAGGCCAAAAGAGACACAACCUUCAUGGAAGUUUCACUCUCAUGUCCUACCUUCUCCGGUUGAUGCAAAAAGUCCAAUUUCAAAAACACCUACAUCUGCUUCUCAGAUCAAUCCAUUCAGCAAGUUACACAAACCCUUGCAAGCAGACCAUGAGAAACACGAAAGAGCGUCUGGGAACGAUAAUGCCUCGACAGUGGCUUCCACCUCAAAGACCUAUUCGACAUUAAAAGAUGGCAGUGACAAUGAUUCCUCUACCCAGUUACCAACUCCUACUGGCGAACGAUAUCAUAGUGGAUUUGAUAGUAAAGUAGCGAAAAGACAAGCUUACUCUGGUCCGUUGGUACCUACUAAAGGAUUUUCGGGCAAGAUUGCGUACACCAGCGGCCCAAUUACAUCUACCGAUGUUCCUCAUACGCAUUCAAUUGCGAAUCGUAGUGUUUCACCUCCGCCUUUAUCGUCACCCAAAAUAAGUGAGCUUCAUGAGCUUCCCAGGCCUCCAAAACCAGCUGUUUCUUCUUUUGGUGGGGUGACUGGAGGAUAUUCAGGCCCUUUGCUUAGAAAGAAUCAAGAGACAACUCUGCCAAAUAAAAGCAGCAUCAUCGCGUCUCCUCUUCCACCACCUCCUCUGGUAGUUUCAAGAAGUUUCUCAGUUCACUCUAGCAACCCUAGUGCGAUGGUUGAAAGACGUUUCGAGUCCUUACAAAUAACAGGCGCCAGGCAUGAAGAAGUAUCUUCUCCUCCGCUCACACCUAUUUUGCUUUCAAACAUGAAGCCUACAAGCCGCACCUAAGGUAUUUUAAUACGGACAUCCUACUUAGCAAUGUUUGAUUAGUGUUUUUUGAAAGUGAUUAUGUGCUUAUCAGAUUUCAGUGUUUCGUAAACUCUGAUUUUUCAAGCAAUUAAUAUAUAUUACGACA